AUGAAGGUUACUCUGCUUUCAAAAGAGCUUAUUGUACCAUCUUGUCCAACUCCUCAUGACCUCAAAACCUACAAAUUCUCCUUCAUAGAUCAACAAAUUCCUCCGUAUUACAUCCCACUCAUUCUUUACUACUCAUAUGAUGAUCAAUCAUCCACCACAACACAAUCUCAAAUAACCAUCAAACUCAAAACCUCACUCUCCAAAACCUUGACUCACUUCUACCCUUUGGCUGGAAGGUUGACCAGCAGCAAUAACACCGUUGACUGCACCUAUCAAGGGGUGCAGUUCCUGGUAACCCGAGUCGAAUCCAACCUUUUCGACAUAACCAAAAGUCCGAGAAUCGACGAAAUGAAUAAACUUGUGAAGGUGGAAUCAUCAUAUGUUGAAGAUCAGUUAGCCAUCCAAGUCAACUUGUUUGACUGUGGUGGCAUAGCCGUUGGUGUAUCCAUGUCACAUAGAAUAGGGGAUGCUUGUAGUAUUUCAUCAUUUGUUAGCCACUGGUUUGCAUUGGCUAAAGGGUCCCAGACCCCAAUGCCGGGCCCGGUUCUUGACUCGGCGGUUUUGUUCCCUCCGGUGGACUCAUGUGCGUUCAGUCGGAACCCGAAGGAUCCGACAGUUCCUGUCCCGUUUGAGACUCUUGUGACAAAGAGGUUCGUGUUCAGUUCCUUAGCCAUAAGCAAACUGAAAAGCAAAGUGGUUAAGGAACUGAACACGCCCACGACCCUGGUGGACCCCACCAGGGUCGAGGUGGUAACCUCUUUGAUUUGGAAGUGUGGGACCAUGGCUUUAGGUGACUGUGAAGUCUCAGUGGCUUUCCAUUCUGUAAACUUGAGAAGGAAAAUGGGAUUGCAAGAUCAUCAAUUUGGGAAUCUUUUUCAAUUGGCUAAUGCGGUAGCUCACCGAACCGAAGAAAUGGCAAGUCGAGUGGUGAAGUUGAGGGAUUCGUUUUCGAAGAUUGAUGGCGAGUAUGCGAAGAGUCUAACCGGCGAAAAAGGGUUCGAGAUAGCUAGAGGUAAUUUCAAGGAAAUAAGAAAGUUUAUAAUUCAGGAGGGUGUAAGAGUGUUUAAGUUUGGUAGUUGGUGUGGAUUUGGAUUUAGUGAAAGUGAUUUUGGAUGGGGAAAGCCAGUUUAUGUUGGUAAUGCUAAUUUUAGUGAUGAGAACUCAAUAGUUCUUAUGGAUUCAAGAAAGGAUGAUGGGAUUGAAGCAUAUGUUGUGAUGAAUAAAGAUAAUAUGCACAAGUUUGAGGAGAAUGAUGAGCUUCAAGAAUUUGUGGGCUCUACAACAUGUUGA
This is a messenger RNA of Helianthus annuus (common sunflower), 1290 nucleotides long. RefSeq names its product stemmadenine O-acetyltransferase. The transcript has a single exon. The record is from RefSeq and is a predicted model, not a curated record. Bases 1 to 1290 code for a protein of 429 amino acids. NCBI's taxonomy places the organism in Eukaryota, Viridiplantae, Streptophyta, Magnoliopsida, Asterales, Asteraceae.